This is a messenger RNA of Peromyscus eremicus (cactus mouse), 589 nucleotides long. Its product is annotated as translation machinery-associated protein 7-like. The record is from RefSeq and is a predicted model, not a curated record. NCBI's taxonomy places the organism in Eukaryota, Metazoa, Chordata, Mammalia, Rodentia, Cricetidae. The coding region runs from base 192 to 386 and encodes 64 amino acids. The transcript has a single exon.
UCGAGACAGAGCUUCUCCGUGUAGUUUUAGUGCCUGUUCUGGAUCUCACUCUGAGGAGCAGGCUGGCCUUGAAAUCACAGAGAUCCGCCUGGCUCUGCCUCCCGAGUGCUGGGAUUAAAGGCGUGUGCCAGCACCGCCGGGCGACAAAUACAGAUUUUAAGAAUAUUCGGAAGGGGCUGUCUGUAGGCACCAUGUCGGGCCGUGAAGGUGGCAAAAAGAAGCCCCUGAAACAGCCCAAGAAGCAGGCCAAGGAGAUGGACGAGGAAGAUAAGGCUUUCAAGCAGAAACAGAAAGAGGAGCAGAAGAAACUCGUGGAGCUAAAAGCCAAGGUCGUGGGCAAGGGACCCCUGGCCACAGGUGGAAUUAAGAAAUCUGGGAAAGAGUAAGCUGUUCCUCAUAUCUGAGAUGAUGGUGGCCCUCUUCCAUUCCUAUUUAAACAUCUGGAUUCCCUGCCAUAACAUCUUUGCCACCUACAGCUAGAAUGAAGAGUUACCCUGGAGCCCGUUAAACAUCUGGAUUACCAACUAUAACAUCUUUGCCACCUAUAGUCAGAAUGAAGUGUUAUCCUGGAGCCCGUUGUACAUUGUAA